AUGUCAUCCCAACCGGCAUGGCGGCCGCUGCCGCUGCCUCCCUCGACCGAGCUACCAGAUCUCCUCAUCUCCAUCUCGACAGGAGCCUCCGACUACACCAUACGCAUCACGGACAUGGCCAACACGUGGGUGGAGAGCCUCGAGCGCAAGGCCAUCUGCAUGAGAGCAUGGGGAGAGAACACCACCAUCGACCCGAGCGACACGCCGGAGAACAUGACCAUCUUCCUCUCUGCCGUACGCUCAGCUCUGGACCCGACCUACGACGGCCACGACAAGACGUCGCUGAGCCUGUCAUCAGCCUCACCGACGGAUGCGGGGGAGGGCGGACUCACACUUCGAUGCACCUGCGACAUCCCCGGGCUGAAGCCUCUUGAGUGGCCGAUACAUCUGAGGAAGGCCGCGUCCUCGGCCACCGCCACGUCUCUCGUCCUUCCCCUGGUUCACGCUCAGUACAGCCGAGCGAGGGAGGUGGAGUCUCUCGCCGAGAUGCUGCGUGACAAGGAUCGUGUCAUCGGAAAACUCGUCGACAAGCUGGAGGCUAGCGGGAUGGGAGUCGAACAUGUCUUCAACCCACUUUCGGGGAACAGGAAAGUCAGCCGAUCCGUCGCCGAGGCGAGAGUCAAGGGUCUCGCACCCUUUGAUAGGAGUCAGUGGCAGGGAGCUAUGGACCGAGAGACAGGCCCCGACAGCACGGGAGCCUUGCUAGGUGACGUUUUCGGUCCUUCCCGGAAAGUACCAGGGUGUGAUUGUUCGGGAGGUGAGGGGUUACAGAGACUGGACAGAUGGUGGCUUGACCUGCACCAGACCCUGAAGAUUCCUCGCGGUACUGAGCCGUCUCAGCCUUCUCAAAAGUCAGCCAAGGCUAGAGAUGAGACGUCCGACCCCCCUGUCGAGGAGGACGACGAUGACUUUCAGAUCCAGGAGACACCGCCGCAUCUCAGAGCUUCAGAAAAACAACAGGACCACGCAGCCGAUGACAUGCCCACGGAGAGCGAUGAUGAUGAUGAGCCGUCUCCUGCGCCGCCACCCAAGCGGGAGUACGAAGUGCCUGAGCAGAGUGCCUCUCCCACCAGACGCAUCGGCGGCGUCGGCGCCAUGGGCAGCAGAAAAGAAACUCGCAGAGAGCGCUUGGAACCUCCCGCACAGAGGGAUGAGCCAGAUUCCCCUGCCAUCACAUACGCCGGCACUAUAGGGACCAAGGAGGAGACUGUCGAGGAGGAAGAAGCCCCUGCGACGAAAGAGAGAGCCCAAGAUCCGGAUGGAUCCGACACUGCCUCGGACGUGGGCGAGGAGCAAGGGGAUGAGACAGCCUCGGAGGUAUCGGAGUCUCCAGCACCAAAUCCACCUCGUCCAGUGCCCGCAACGUCCCAGCAUGGGAGGCUGGGUCGCAUAGGUGGCGAGCGAGGCUCGUCCCCCCCGCCCAAGUCAAGAGAUGGCUAUCCUGCGCAGGGCCGCUCCCCAGAGAGCGUCGCUCAUCGGCCACGCAAGCUGGGCAUUAUAGGUCAAGGAAAGACAAGAGAGAAGGAGGAGGAGGCAGAGGAUGGAGAACAACGCGGAAGGUCCACCCGGAAGGGGGAGAUCAGGUACGAACCGAGAGAAACGUCGACGGAACGUGCAGACAGGAGGCGGGAGGAGCUCAAGCGUGAACUUGAACGGAAGGCCGCAGCAGGCCCUUCCAAAAAGAAGAGGAAGUUCUGA
This is a messenger RNA of Geosmithia morbida, 1698 nucleotides long. RefSeq names its product XLF (XRCC4-like factor). The transcript has a single exon. Gene Ontology annotation, cellular component: nucleus; DNA ligase IV complex. Gene Ontology annotation, biological process: double-strand break repair via nonhomologous end joining. The coding region runs from base 1 to 1698 and encodes 565 amino acids. The record is from RefSeq and is a predicted model, not a curated record. Lineage: Eukaryota; Fungi; Ascomycota; Sordariomycetes; Hypocreales; Bionectriaceae. Gene Ontology annotation, molecular function: DNA end binding.